Bombina bombina (fire-bellied toad) is the source of this 5624-nucleotide messenger RNA. It is a transcript of the gene ALDH4A1, whose product is annotated as aldehyde dehydrogenase 4 family member A1. Gene Ontology annotation, molecular function: L-glutamate gamma-semialdehyde dehydrogenase (NAD+) activity. Lineage: Eukaryota; Metazoa; Chordata; Amphibia; Anura; Bombinatoridae. The record is from RefSeq and is a predicted model, not a curated record.
CCAGCCAAUAGGGAUCCGUAUUGAGUCCGGCCCCCAGCCCCGCCCCCCAGCAGCCUGACCUGAGCCUAGAAGCCUGUCUGUAGGACGGUGGGGAACAUGCAGAGGGUAACACGGGCGCUCACACGGUCCUGUUCUGGACUCAGAUGGCACCACUGCUUAGCCACAGAAGUACAAAAUGAGCCCAUACUGGAGUUUAAAGCUGGCAGUCCGGAGAGGGCCGCUCUCCAGAAAGUGCUGGAAGAUCUUAAAGACAAGACAGAAGAGAUUCCAUGUGUAGUAGGUGGAGAAGAGGUGUGGACAAAGGACGUGAGAUACCAAUUAUCGCCCUUCAAACAUGCGCACAAAGUUGCCAAGUAUUGCUAUGCUGAUAAGGACCUUCUGAAUAAAGCCAUCACUGCUUCUCUGUCUGUGCGGAAGGAAUGGGAUCUCAAGCCGGUGUCUGAUCGAGCACAGAUCUUUUUCAAAGCUGCAGAUCUGCUCAGUGGUCCGAGGAGAGCUGAGAUUCUAGCCAAGACCAUGAUCGGACAGGGUAAAACGGUGAUCCAGGCUGAGAUUGAUGCUGCCGCAGAGUUGAUUGAUUUUUUCCGCUUUAACGCCAAAUACGCCCUGGAGCUGCAGCAUGAACAGCCAAUCAGUGUGCCCGUCAGCACAAAUACAAUGGUCUACAGAGGCCUGGAGGGUUUUGUUGCUGCAGUUUCUCCUUUCAACUUUACGGCUAUCGGAGGGAACCUGGCUGGAGCCCCAGCCAUGAUGGUAAGUGCAGUGCAUAGUCUGGGCAAUGUGGUUCUGUGGAAGCCCAGUGAUACCUCCAUAUUGUCCAUUUAUGUUGUGUACAAGGCUCUUCAAGAAGCUGGACUCCCACCAAAUAUCAUCCAGUUUGUGCCUGCAGAUGGUCCUGUUUUUGGAGACACUAUUACCAGCUCAGAGCAUCUUUGUGGGAUUAACUUCACCGGGAGUGUGCCAACCUUUAAAACGUCUCUGAAACAAGUGGCUGAGAACCUGGAUAAAUACCGAACAUUCCCACGUCUGGCUGGAGAAUGUGGGGGAAAGAAUUUCCACUUUGUGCACAAAUCAGCUGAUGUUGAGAGUGCAGUUAAUGGGGUCAUCCGAUCGGCCUUUGAAUAUGGUGGUCAGAAGUGUUCGGCCUGUUCCCGUCUUUACGUACCCGACUCUCUGUGGCCGCAGAUCAAAGCCCGGCUGCUGGAGGAGCACAGCAAGAUCAAAGUGGGAAAUCCAGCAGAUGACUUCAGCACGUUCUUCUCUGCUGUUAUCGACGAAAAGUCUUUCAGGCGGAUACAGAGUUGGAUCAAACAUGCACAGACCUCCCCAAGCCUCAGUAUUCUGGCAGGAGGCGAAUGUAAUGACAAAACUGGAUAUUUUGUAGAACCAACUAUAAUUGAGAGUAAAGAUCCAAAGGAAAAGAUUAUGACAGAGGAGAUUUUUGGGCCUGUUCUAGCCAUUUAUGUGUAUCCAGAAAAUAAAUACAAAGACGUUCUGCACCUGAUAGAUUCCACUUCUCCUUAUGGCCUCACAGGGGCAGUGUUCGCCCAGGAUAAGAGCAUUGUCAGUGAAGUAACACAGGUUCUGAGGAACGCGGCUGGAAAUUUCUAUAUUAACGAUAAAUCCACCGGUGCCGGUGGCUCACAGCCUUUUGGAGGAGCAAGAGCUUCUGGUACGAAUGACAAGCCUGGAGGUCCACACUACAUUCUGCGGUGGACUUCAUCUCAAGUCAUUAAAGAAACGCAUGUUCCCCUGAAUGAAUGGAAAUACCCAUAUAUGCAUUGAGAGGGCCCCAAAAAGGCCGGGGAAGAAGGGAAAGCCAGAUCAGAGUGGACAGGGGGUACGAAUAAGAAGCAGGUCUGUAUUGGGGCGCUCUGUGUACACCCCUAAAUGGUUCUGCAGCAUGGCUUUAACUCAAAAACGUCCCUUUUUUUAAGAACUAGAAAAAAGAAUUUUAGAAUACUGUCUUUUUAAAAUUGUUGUUUUAAUAUAAUAUAUUUUAAAUGAAAUAACUUUAUUUUUAUGUAAAAAAAAAAAAAAUACUGAAAUGUAUUAUUUACCGACAGGUGAUUUGAUUUGUGGAGUGAAGCAGUUUCAUUUAAUGGAACAAAAGAUACGAGAUGCGGCAAAACCCAACCUUAUAAUAAUAAUUAAAUUAAGCUAACACUGUUUAAGUCUAAGCAAUAUCCGGUAUUUCAAUAGACAAGAGUUAUUUUUAAAUAGGUCACGUACAGAAGACCCAGCGUCUAAUAAGGUCAAACUGAGCUUCAAAUGACCAUAAAAACGAUUAACAGGGCAAUAACGUUGUUAUUAUCAGAAACACAGUGAGUUGUGACCAAACUGGCCGUAUUAUGUUCUUUGUAUUCAUUUUGAUUUAAAAUUCUUUGUAAUUCUUUUAACUUUAUAAAAUGAAACUUACAGAAUCCUUCUGUUGACUGGGUUUUUAGUUUCUAAACCUUGGGGUGAUUUUGCAGGAAUUGUUACAGAACAAGCAAAGGAAUAAUAAAUAAAAAUGUAAUUUUAAUGAGUACAUCCAAAAAUCUGCAUCAGAUAUGUAAUUGUGAAUUAACAUUGUUCGAAGUGCCCAAACGGUCGUUUAGAUACAAAUUAUUUAGCAUUUAUUAAAUGAUGUAUUCACUGUUGAGACAAAUUCUAACAUAUAGAAAAUAGUGAAACAUUGUGUUGAUCUGGCUAAUGUGAAAAUAAUGUUCUAUUGACUCUGUCUGCAAAAAUGUAUUUGUUAAAAAGGGUCAUUUUGUUAAAAAUAUUAAAGGGACCUCUGAUUCUGUGUAAAAAAUAAUUGUGCUUUCUCCCACACUUCCUAGAGAGCGAAAUGCAUAACAAAUAUAUAUUUUUUGAAUCGCUGCAAAUUGCCUAACCCAGCUAUCUGAUUUGCAGGUUAAUCAUUUAGCUUUUUAGCCUUUCUAGGGAGCGUGGGAUAGUAAACCCAUUUUUUUUCUUUCUUCACAAUUCAGAUAGAUCAGCAAUUUUAAGCAACUUUCAUCAAUUUUUCUUUAUUCUCUUGGUAUCUUUAUUUGAAAAAGUAGGAAUUUAAGCUAAGGAGCCUGCCCAUUUUUGAUUCAGCACCCGGGCUAGCCCUUGCUGAUUGGUGGCUACAUUUAGCCACCAGUAAUCAAGUGCAACCCAUGUGCUCAACUAAAAAUGGGCUGGCUCUUAAGCUUACAUUCCUGCUUUUCAAAUAAAGAUACCAAGAGGACAAAACAAUUUGAUAAUAGGAGUAAAUUAGAAAGUUGCUGCUGUCUCUGAAUCAUGAAAGUUUAAUUUUGACUUUAGUGUCCUUUUAAUUCCCUUUUAUCAUAGCUUUGUGUAAACCCGAAAAGCGUUGACAUAUUUAGACAUUGAUUUCCUGUUCUGUUUGUGCUAUGAAAAUAAAUGAAGUGAGUUAGACCAAUUCAAUAUAAACACAGUGCAAGAUUUUAAGACUGAUUGAGACAUAAAGAAUUAACAGGACAUGAUAAAAUAUAUAUAGUGCUUAGGAAAACAUUAUUUCUUGCAAAACAAAUAUUUUUACACAUCUGUGUUCUGCUAAGUGAAAGCAGAUUAAAUUAAAGCUAAUACUGCAGUACUCCUAAACAUCAUUACUGGCCAGUGCCAUUGCUUUAAUAUCAGUGCAUAUAACAGCUUAAAGGAACACCCACAUUUUUUCUUUUGUGAUUUAGAAAGAGCAUGAAAUUUUAAAUAACUUUCCCAAUUUACUUCUUUAAUCUAAUUUUCUUCAUUCUCUUCAUAUCCUUUGCUGAAAAGCAUAUCUAGAUAGGCUCAGUAGCUGCUGAUUGGUGGUUGCACAUAGAUGCCUCGUGUUAUUGGCUCACCCAUGUACAGUGCUAUUCUCCAACAAGGGAUAUCUAAAGAAUAAAGCAAAUUAGAAUAUAGAAGUGUAUUGGAAUGUUGUUUAAAAUUGUAUUCUCUAUCUGAAUCAUGAAAAAAAAAAUUGGGUUUCAUGUCCCUUUAAAUAUUAUUAUUUUUUAAUAGUAUUUUAUUUGGGAGAAGACUCAUUUAAUAUAUUAUUGCUGAAUGUUGUGUUUAUGUUUUUAUACAGGGUUUAUAGAUUUAAUUAUUAUGACAUUUAUCAGUACAGAAAAAAUAUAUCUAAUUUCAGAGAAUAAAUAUGACUAUUACCGUAUUCUGGCAGAAUUUAAAACCAGACCCCAAAUUGACUAAAUUGGUUGAAUUCAAAUCCAAUUAGCUCAUUUCUGACCUAGCCAUGAAACGGCAGAGUAAGGGUUAAAAAAAACAUCUAUUUAAAUGUUUUUAUUUAAAGGGAUAGGAAAGUCAAAAUUAAAUUUGCACGAUUCAGAUAGUGUUAUUUUAAGACACUUUUAAAUUCACUUCUAUUUUCAAAUGUGCUUCGUUCUUUUGGUAUCAAUUGUAGAAUAAUAACGUGCACAUAUCCUACACAAGUGGGAGCUAGCUGGUGAUUGGUGCCUGCACACAUUUGGUUGGCUGACUAGAUGUGUUCAGCUAGCACUCAGUUGUGCAUUGCUGCUCCUCCAGCAAAAGAUAUCAAGAGAAUGAAGUAGAUUUGCUAUAAGAAGUAAAUUGGAAAGUUGUUUAAAAUUGUAUUCUCUAUCUGUAUCCUAAAAGUAAAAGAUUGUGUUUCAUGUCCGUUUAACUUGAUUUAUCGUAGAUUUUUAGUUUGUGAUCUGCACUUGCUCAUGUUUUAUCACAUAGGAAAAUGAUUUAUUUCAUCUGCUGCUCUCGCAUAUAUUCUGCUACACACUUUAGGGAUGUGCAUUUUAAAUGUACCCUAAGUAAAAACAUUCUUAGUUAAUAGGGCGACAUGUACAAACUGUCGUGCGGACAAGGUUCUCAACUUGCGAGCCUGUCUGCACCGCUUUGUGGUGGAGGGCAGCGGACCCUGUUCGUCUGCUGCCCGUAUGUAUUAUUACACACUCAAGCGAGUGUGUAACAUCUCCCCCUUGCGUGAGAGAAGGCCUGUCAAUCACCCCAAGAGAAAGUGUUUGAUUGAUUUCUCUCCACAAACUCAGAAGUGAUCUGAUGACAGCUGCUUCUUAAAUUGUAGGAAGCAGGCUCGUAUUUGCGAACCUGCCCAGCAAGGGCUCCGAAGCAGUUUACGCUGCUUAGUACAUAGAGACCAUAGUGUUUUUUAUAAGAUGAUCCUGAUGUAUGAUUUGCUUAUACUUGUAUUGCUCAGAAUGUAACAUUUAUAAGUGUUACAAGCUGAAUGUGAUUUGUGUUGUUGUUGUUACAUAAUCCCCUUUGUCACCCUUCUGGUGACACACGGGACACACAGCUGAUAAAUACACUGGAAUGGACUAUAUGAUUUAGGACAAACUAUGGACUUGAUAAUGAUUGAAAACUCGCCAGCAUUGGGAAAAAUGAAACAUAAAUUGUUUUGCAUAACCAGAGCGGAGGGCUUUAGGUCAUCAGAUGAGAGUCUGUUACCUUCCUGUGCACCAAGCACUGCCUAAUACAGAUCUACCAGAUGCCCAGGAUCUACAAACUAACUGUAGUAUUUUCUCUUCUGUGCAAUAUUUAAUGCAGAUGUGAUAUAAAUAAAUUCUCAAAUAAGAACACAUUGUACUCAAUUUUUAAUCUGGAAAUGUUUUUAAAACUUCUAAUAACAAAAAAAUGUAAUAAAA